Molecule: messenger RNA, 4677 nt
Organism: Calidris pugnax (ruff)
Lineage: Eukaryota; Metazoa; Chordata; Aves; Charadriiformes; Scolopacidae
Gene: ZNF512B
Product: zinc finger protein 512B
Exons: 16
Coding region: 2277-4595 (772 amino acids)
Molecular function (GO): zinc ion binding
Source: RefSeq, a predicted model, not a curated record
GAGUUUGACUCUCACUAAGUGGUUUAUGGGAUUUUUAGUUUUCAUUUACCCAAGAAAAUGAGAAGGGGAAAAAAAUUCAAAGAAGUAUUUGGUGUGGAAAAACAAAAGACAUUCAAAACCUCCUCAGCUGGCCAGGAGGGAUCCCUUUGAGGUGACAGAUGUGUUAAGGGGAACAAGAAGUGUCCAGCUGCGGGAGCGGGGCUGAGCCAGGCACCUGGGAUGUGGCAGUGGUUUCAGGAAGGGAGCACUGGGGGGUGAUGCUUGGGACCAUCCCGGCUCCCAAGGUUUGGUGUGCACUGCCAUGGGGUGUUCAGGGGGAACCUUGGAGGUUCAGGAGGUGGGCACCUUGGCUGUCGAUGAGGUUUGCCCUGUCUGUCACCCUUUGUGGGUCGUCCUCGAGCUGCCCAGUGAGGAGGACACGGAGAUUUUGUGGUCUCUCACCCGUCCGAUGGCAGCCCUGGUGUCUCGCUGUGUGGGGUGCAGGCGUGCCGAUGGGUGCCGUUCAGCAUGGGGGGCCACAGUGUGGGGUCUGUGCCUGGUCCAAGGGACGAAGCCACAGCUCAGUGGCAUUUCAGCACUUUCCCAGGUUGUGUAAAUGCAUUGGCUGCCUGAGUUUCCCCUUGGUUUUCGCCCUGUUGUAAAGCACAGAGAUCUUGUCAUCUUCAGCUUUCAGUUCGCUGGGCUUUCGUCUUUUUUUCCCCCCUUUUUUCUUCGAGCAACUUGACUGAGGAUCAUUCAGAGGAGCAGAGGUGCCAGGAGGCAGUACGAGAAGGAAGGGGACUGGCAUGUUCGUCCUCAGAGGAUCGGGGACGGUAGCAAUGCUCACGUGGGUGAGAGUGAAGCUGUGAUUUGGAAAAGGGCCACAGGGACCCCGCUCUGUGCCUGCUCUGGAGACCAGCUGUCCCCGGGAAUGAGCCACCAGCAGUCAGGUCACAGCUCCUGCCCAGGUCUCCCACCAAAAAAGCCCAAAGUAGCUGAAUAAAUGAUCGCUGUGUUCAGCACCAAGUGCCAAAGAACCUGUUGCCAAGGCUGGAAUUUCUCACUUGAUCCGAUUAACCUUUGUGUCUGUGCAAACAACCACAUGUGUGUCACCAGCCGAACACAUGCCGGCAGCUUCUGCCAGGUCUUCUUGGAGCAUCGGGGCUGCGUGUGAUGCACAGUGCCCGAUCCCACAUGGAAAGUCCCCAGGGUCACCUCAGAAAGGACUGCUGGACCCUCGUGUCGAUAACAUGGCCAGCGAUCACAGGAGAUGCUUCUCUGACCUCCACCAUCCCUCUGGGCACAAGGACAGGCGGGAUGAGUCUGGCAAUGAGUAAAGCAAUGCCAUCGUCAUCUCCUGGGAGGAACUGGGGGUGACGAGUCAAAUCUGUGUUUUAAAAAACCCACGUGUGUGGAAGAGGAGCGUUGAGCAAAGGUGAAGAAGGCACCAAGGGGCACCUCCCUUAGUCACGAUGUGGGUGCCUGGCUGAACAUCAGCGUCACAUCCCAACCAAGGUCUCAAGGCUGUGAUGGUCCAAGGAGUCAUCUCCCAAGGGCCUGAUGCUCUCAUUACGGAGGCUUGGAGGACUCCUCUCCCCAGGUGCCAUCUUCCACAGCCCCUAUCCUCAACUGAGUCCUUGCUUGUGCAGUCAGGAGGGGAGGAAGGUGCUUUGAAACCACCUGGGAGCAGAGCCAGCCACACCGUGGGCUUCAUCCUGGCACCACCAAAGCGGAGGGGUGUCCUGCUGCCCGCUUCCGUCAGGAGCAAGAUUGGGCCUUCUGCGAUAAUUCCUGAUGUUCAUUAUUUAUAGAGAAGCCAAAUUGAAUUAUUAAUACGGAAAAUUCAGAUAACAUUAACAAUUCUCAGUUUAUAACAGUUUCCCAUUAAUAAGGAAAAUUGGAAAUUUAUCACUACAUCUGUUCAUUAAAACUCACUAUUUUUUUCCUUUCUUUUGGUGUCUUAAAUGAAAGCAGAGAAAUAAACGAAGGGGAAAAGCCAUUUAUUCGCUACUUCUCUGGGCAAAGUCAGCCCAUAAUUUUUAAUAAAGUCUUUGCCGUUAUACGCGGAGGGGAAAGCAGCCUAUAAUGAAAGCAGCUUUUCAGCCAUGUCUGUGGCGUUGCUCGACCGUGGAACAAAUCCUCGGAAACACAUCCCGUUUCUUCUCUUUGUGGGAACCUUUAAGCUGCAGGAUAGUUUUCUCAUUUCCCUCCCUCCCCAGCAGCUCUCCUUGCUUUCAGCAUGUGUUGCUCCCGGCUCCGAGGAGUGAAUUUUAACGCCUCCCCUGCUUCUUUCAGAGAUGGCGGAUUCCUAUGCCUGUAAAGGUGGAAGGAAAACUGCAGGCUCUAACAAACCCGCUGCCAGCAAAGAAAGCAGGACGGAGACGAGGAUAAACCCGCCGGCAGAGCUGCCCAAGCUCGGAAAUGCAACCAGUGACAAAACCGAAGGCAGAAAGAAAGGACGACCCAAGGCUGAGAACCAGGCACUGAAAGACAUCCCUCUCCCCCUGAUGAACCAGUGGAAGGACGAAUUCAAAGCCCACUCCAGGGUGAAAUGUCCCAAUUCAGGCUGCUGGCUGGAGUUCCCCAGCAUCUAUGGCUUGAAGUACCACUAUCAGCGCUGCCAAGGGGGUGCGAUCUCAGAGAAGCUGACGUAUUCGUGCUCGUACUGCGAAGCUGCCUUCACCUCCAAAACCCAGCUCGAAAAGCAUCGGCUCUGGAAUCACUUGGACCGGCCAGUGCCAACCAGCAAAGCGGAAAACAAAGUGCCAAAGGCCAUUGGGAAGAGUAGUGGCAAGAAAAGAGCUGCUGAGAGUUCAGCUUGCCCCACCAUCCAUCCCAAACAGGCAAAGACGGAAAAAGCCGUGGCCCAGGACCACGCCGAGAACGGCGAGUGCCCGGCGGAGAGCCGGGAGAGCAAGGAGUUUCAGAUCGCAGCGGCCGAGGCCAUGGCAGCCGCCACCCCCACGGCAAAAUCCUCCAGUGGCAAGGACACCGUGCAGCAGGGGGGCAGCCAGGCCUCCCUGCAGGAGGAAGACCCCGAGAGGAUGAAGCACAGAAGGAAACAGAAAACUCCUAAGAAAUUUACCGGGGAGCAGCCGUCCAUCUCGGGGACGUUUGGACUGAAAGGUCUCGUCAAAGCAGAGGACAAAGCAAAAGCCCAUCGAGCCAAGAAGCUGGAGGGGAGCACCAACACGGAGGAGCUGAAAAAGAAACCCCCAGGAGCUGGUGUGAAGAAGGAAACGGCUGCGCAUCCACCGGCAGCAAACCCUGAGGACCAGUGGCAGCGAGAGAUCAGCGAGAAGGGAGAAGUCUCCUGUCCAACCUGCAGCGUUAUCACCAGGAAAACUGUUGUGGGGCUCAAAAAGCACAUGGACGUCUGCCAGAAACUGCAGGAUGCCUUGAAGUGUCAGCACUGCAAAAAACAGUUCAAGUCCAAAGCUGGGCUGAAUUACCACACCAUGGCUGAACACGUCAGCAAGCCUGUUCCUGUGGAAACCGCUGGACUUGGUGAACAGGAAGAGCGGGAAAGGCUGAGGAAAGUGCUAAAGCAGAUGGGAAAACUGAAAUGCCCCAAUGAGGGCUGCGUGGCCAACUUCUCCAGCCUGAUGGGCUACCAGUACCACCAGAAGCGGUGUGGGAAGCAGCUCGCUGAGGCUGACAAGCCUGUCUUCAGCUGCCCACACUGCGCCAAGAAGUACAAAUCCAAGGCUGGUCAUGAUUACCACGUGCGGUCAGAGCACACGGCCUCCGUGAGCCCCCCGGAUGCUUCCGCAGCCCGAGGAGCAGGGCCAUCCCCCCCGGGGAGUGACAGCGGAGCUGCAGAGCCCGUGGGCAGGACAGAGCCAGGCAGGGCCGUGCCAGGCAAGCCGCCGGAGGAGCCAGAGGUGAAGCCAGAGCCUGGCCCCAUAGAAGAUUUUGAAAGGACCCCGAGCGGCCGCAUCCGUCGGACGUCAGCCCAAGUAGCCGUUUUCCACCUUCAGGAGAUCGCAGAGGACGAGCUCGCCAGGGAUUGGACCAAGCGGAGGAUGAAGGAUGACCUGGUGCCUGAAACAAAGCGGCUCAAUUACACCCGUCCGGGGCUUCCAAAGCUCAAUCCCAGGCUGCUGGAAAACUGGAAGAAUGAAGUGAAGGAGAAGGGCCGCAUCAACUGUCCCAACAACUGCUGUGAAGCCAUUUACUCCAGCGUCUCGGGGCUGAAAGCUCACCUGGCCAACUGCAACAAGGGGGACCACUCGGUGGGCAAGUACCGCUGCCUCCUGUGCCAGAAGGAGUUCAGCUCCGAAAGCGGGGUCAAGUACCACAUCAUCAAGGCUCACUCGGAGAACUGGUUCCGAACCUCCGCAGAGGCCAGCCGGAAAAAGAAAAGCAGGGAACAGCUUUCUUCUAGCAAAGAGGAGAAAAAGAAAAGCACAAACGGGAAGAAAAGGGGAAGGAAACCCAAGGAGAGGCCUCCGGAACCGUCCCUGAAGGGCAGAGAGAACGUGGCAGCAAAGACUAAUCACAAGAAAACGCUCGAGCACUGGGAAGGCUCCCGAGGCAGCCCCGACGGGGACGAGCGUGUCCCCAAGCCCCCGAGCCAGCGCAAGGGGGGAGCCAGCAAGAUGCCCGAGAAAUGAGCAGCUCAGAGACUCGUCUCCGAGGAUUCGUUUACAGCCCAGGGUAACAGGGUGGGGGGUCUCUCCCAGUUUUCUGUGCCCC